GUGGGUGAGCGAUGGUUGGCGCGGACCUCUGCCCGGAACUGCGCCCAGUAGGUCAGCCCGGGGCGACCCAGCGCGGCGGGCGGAGGCGGAGACGGAGGCCGAGCGGCCAGCAAGCGGGUGCGCCCGGCUUCGUCGCGCGGUGACGGCGGCCAUGGCUGGAAGCGAGCCCCGCGGAGCCGGCUCGCCGCCGCCCGCCAGCGACUGGGGCCGCCUGGAGGCCGCCAUCCUGAGCGGCUGGAGGACCUUCUGGCAUUCGGUGGGCAAGGAGCGGGCGGCGCGGACGGUCUCCCGGGAGGAGGCGGAGGAGGAGACCAGCGCGCUGACGCGGCUGCCGAUUGAUGUGCAGCUGUAUAUCCUGUCAUUCCUUUCACCCCAUGAUCUGUGCCAGCUGGGAAGCACAGACCGUUACUGGAAUGAAACCGUGAGAGACCCGAUCCUCUGGAGAUAUUUUCUCUUGCGGGACCUCCCUUCUUGGUCUUCUGUUGAUUGGAAGUCACUUCCGGAUCUAGAGAUCUUAAAAAAGCCCAUAUCUGAGGUCACCAACAGCACGUGUUUUGAUUACAUGAAGGUUUAUAAAAUGUGCUGUCCAUAUACAAGAAGAGCCUCGAAAGCCAGCCGUCCUGUGUAUGGAGCUGUUACCUCUUUCUUACACUCAUUGAUCAUUCAGAACGAACCCCGAUUUGCUAUGUUUGGACCAGGCUUGGAAGAAUUGAACACAUCUUUGGUGUUGAGUUUGAUGUCUUCUGAGGAACUUUGCCCAGCUGCUGGUUUGCCUCAUAGACAGAUUGAUGGUAUUGGAUCUGGAGUCAAUUUUCAGUUGAGCAAUCAACAUAAAUUCAACAUCCUGAUAUUAUAUUCGACUACCAGGAAGGAGAGAGACAGAGCAAGGGAAGAGCACACAAGCACCGUUAACAAGAUGUUCAGCCUACAGAGUGAAGGCAAUGAACAAGGAAGCCGCUACAGUGUGAUCCCACAGAUUCAGAAGGUGUGUGAGGUUGUAGAUGGCUUCAUCUAUGUGGCAAACGCCGAAGCUCAUAAGCGACAUGAAUGGCAAGAUGAAUUUUCUCGUAUUAUGGCCAUGACAGAUCCAGCUUUUGGAUCUUCAGGAAGACCACUGCUGGUUUUAUCUUGUACUUCUCAAGUGGAUGUAAAAAGAAUGCCCUGUUUUUAUUUAGCUCAUGAGCUGCGUCUCAGCCUUCUAACCCACCCGUGGAUGGUCCAGGAUAUGGAGGCUGAAACUCUGACGGGAUUUUUGAAUGGCAUUGAGUGGAUUCUUGAGGAAGUAGAAUCUAAGCGUGCAAAAUGAUGUUCCCUUUGGACCUUGGGAAACCACAGGGCAGGACUUAGGUGUUUCUCAUCCAUCCUGUUCCUGCUUUUCUGUAGGAGGGUUUCACACUGGACAGCUGCAGAUGCCAUGGUUCUGACUUUACCAUAAAUCAGUUUCAAUCCUACUACUUUCCCCCAAAAUGAACUCUCAUAUUUUUGAUAACUUUUAUAUUUUCUGUCUUUUUGAAAAUAUUAAAUUCUGAAAAACAAAA
Messenger RNA from Arvicola amphibius (Eurasian water vole), 1538 nucleotides. It is a transcript of the gene Fbxo4, whose product is annotated as F-box protein 4. Bases 152 to 1306 code for a protein of 384 amino acids. NCBI's taxonomy places the organism in Eukaryota, Metazoa, Chordata, Mammalia, Rodentia, Cricetidae. The record is from RefSeq and is a predicted model, not a curated record. The transcript is spliced from 7 exons. Gene Ontology annotation, biological process: protein polyubiquitination; SCF-dependent proteasomal ubiquitin-dependent protein catabolic process. Gene Ontology annotation, molecular function: protein binding. Gene Ontology annotation, cellular component: SCF ubiquitin ligase complex.